Molecule: messenger RNA, 1504 nt
Organism: Neltuma alba
Lineage: Eukaryota; Viridiplantae; Streptophyta; Magnoliopsida; Fabales; Fabaceae
Product: O-methyltransferase MdmC
Exons: 9
Coding region: 377-1276 (299 amino acids)
Molecular function (GO): S-adenosylmethionine-dependent methyltransferase activity; O-methyltransferase activity
Source: RefSeq, a predicted model, not a curated record
UCUCAUAAUACCAAUUCUAAGCGAUAAGAUUCAGCUGACGUAACACAGUUUUUGGUUUUGAUUGGUUGAGCCUUGGAAGGGUUGGUUUAUCUCCAACUUUAGCUGCAUUUUAUGUACGGUUUCUAUACUUUGCUCACUUGAUCAUAUCCACUGACAAAAUUUUAGAUAGGGGCCGCAGAGGUAACGUUAGUGCGUGGCAUAGAGGAACUUUUUCCGUUUGUUGGGGACUCGAUUCUGUGUGACAGGCGAAUGUAACUGUUCAUGCAAAGCUGAGUACCCACCAUCUGUUUGUGGAAUUGCCUCAGAGAAACAUGGAGUUGAAAAACCAAGGGAGAAAGGACACACUUUAACUUGUCAUUCGUAGUUAUAAACUUAUAUGGCCAACACAACCAAUAGCAUUGUGCUUUAUCAUGGAUCAAUGUUGGCCCAUGCACAUAUACAUUGUCUUCUGAGACCUGCAGGAUUAGUCCCGCGAUUUCAUUCCUCAUCUGCAGCUUUGGCUGUUACGAAUAGGGCAUCGCACGUCUGCUUAGGUAAGGGGGGCCGCAGGUGGAAAAGGCAGUUUGUUAGGACCUGCUCGAUCAGCGAGUUUGUUAUUGCUAAUGACGAAAAAUAUGGCAAUAAGCAGGUCGUCAGUCUCAGUCCCCGCCUUUAUGACUAUAUCUUGAAGAACGUUCGAGAACCAGAGAUUUUGAGACAACUGCGUGAGGAGACGGCCUCUAUGCGUGGAAGCCAGAUGCAGGUGUCUCCAGAUCAGGCACAACUGCUUGCAAUGCUUGUGCAAAUUCUUGGAGCAGAACGUUGUGUUGAAGUUGGUGUUUAUACUGGAUACUCAUCUUUGGCAAUAGCCUUAGUCCUGCCAGAAUCUGGUCGUUUAGUUGCCUGUGAAAGAGAUGCCAAAUCUCUUGAGGUUGCCGAGAAAUAUUACCAGCUAGCUGGUGUUUCGCAUAAGGUGGAUGUAAAAUUUGGACUCGCCGCAGAUGCCCUGCAAUCUCUAAUUUUAGAUGGCGAAGCUGGCAGCUAUGAUUUUGCUUUUAUUGAUGCUGAUAAAAGGAUGACUCAGAAAUAUUUUGAACUGCUGCUGCAGCUGGUAAGAGUUGGAGGUCUCAUAGUAAUUGACAAUGUUCUGUGGCAUGGAAAAGUUGCCGACCCACUGGUAAAUGACCCUAAAACUGUAAGCAUUAGAAACUUUAAUCAACAAUUGGUCGAGGACAAGCGUGUAAGCAUCAGUAUGGUGCCAAUCGGAGAUGGAAUAACAAUCUGCCGGAAAAGAUGACCUAAAACCAUGCAUGAGAUGAUUUGGCAUGCCUUGUUCAUCCAGCUUUAUAGUCUCUUAAUGAUGGGUUGGAUAUAUGUUAGACGUAAAAAUCAAGAGCGGGUGUUUUGAAUAGCUUGUAUUUAUGACUCUUGAGCUUGAGAAGAUAUCAGAUAAGCAAUUAAAUAUUUUCCAAACGCUUUUUUUUUUUGUGUGUGUGUCAAUAUUGGAGGAGUUAUUAAACUGAAA